Molecule: messenger RNA, 2389 nt
Organism: Sphaeramia orbicularis (orbiculate cardinalfish)
Lineage: Eukaryota; Metazoa; Chordata; Actinopteri; Kurtiformes; Apogonidae
Gene: nek2
Product: NIMA-related kinase 2
Exons: 9
Coding region: 400-1740 (446 amino acids)
Biological process (GO): protein phosphorylation
Molecular function (GO): protein kinase activity; ATP binding
Source: RefSeq, a predicted model, not a curated record
GUAUUUUUGGCGCCAUCAUGUGGAUUCUUGAACACAUUUCAACUUCCUGGUUCCCCGCUCUACUCUCGCGGCUUUUGGGGCUCCUAGCAACCUCACGGCAUCAACCAAUGAGGAUCAACCCACGAGAAGAGCGGACCAAUCACAAUCGAGAAUUUAGGCACCAAUUUAAACGGAGAGCGGACGUUUUCCGUUCGGUUUGGUUACCUGCAAAUACACACCAGGAAGAGGAGAAACAACAGAAACACGGCGUCUUAUUUAUUGAAUCCUCUUUAACUGAAACAACAGAGACAGGACCAAAAGCCUCGGCGGUUUAGUUGUACUUCUUGAGUCUUUCCUAACAUUCAGUGUUUGCUAGCUCAGUUAAGCUAGUAGCUUUGGUUUGUUUGGCUAAAGUUGAAGAUGCCGUCUCGUGUUGAUGAUUAUGAAGUGUUGUACACAAUAGGCUCUGGAUCCUACGGAAGAUGCCAGAAAAUAAGACGCAAAUCUGAUGGGAAAAUCCUCGUAUGGAAGGAGCUGGACUAUGGCACAAUGGCAGAGAGUGAAAAACAGAUGCUUGUGUCAGAGGUGAACCUUUUAAGAGAACUGAAACACCCAAACAUAGUGCGGUACUAUGACCGCAUCAUCGACCGGACAAACACCACUCUGUACAUUGUCAUGGAAUACUGUGAGGGUGGGGAUCUGUCCUGUCUCAUCACCCGAUGCAUCAAAGAAAGGCGAUAUUUAGAGGAGCAGUUCAUCUUGCGGGUUAUGGCUCAGCUCACUUUAGCCCUGAAGGAGUGUCACAGACGCAGUGAUGGCAGAGCUACGGUUCUUCACAGAGACCUGAAACCGGCAAACAUUUUCCUUGACAUCAGACAGAAUGUAAAGCUGGGUGAUUUUGGCCUGGCAAGGAUCCUGAACCAUGACACAAGUUUUGCAAAGACAUUUGUUGGGACACCCUACUACAUGUCUCCAGAACAGAUUAACAGGAUGUCCUACAACGAGAAGUCAGAUAUUUGGUCUCUUGGGUGUUUAUUAUAUGAACUCUGUGCCUUAUCUCCACCUUUCACUGCUUACAACCAGAAAGAACUGGCAGAGAAGAUCAGAGAGGGGAAGUUCAGAAGAAUCCCAUAUCGAUACUCUGAGGAACUGAACACUCUCCUCAGCAAAAUGCUCAAUUUGAAGGAUUAUCUGAGGCCCUCUGUAGAGUCCAUCCUGCAGAGCAGCCUAUUGGCUGAAGCAGUCACUGAGGAGCACAGGAGGGCUCAAGAACGAAUCCGAAGGAGGUCAGCAGACUCUAGCUGUCCUGUUCAGAAGCCCACUCAGUCGCCACCACCCUCUGAUGCCGAGCUCCGACUCAGAGAACAGGCACUAAGAGACAAAGAAAAGGCACUGAAGGACCGUGAGGAGAGGCUGGAGCAAAGGGAGCAGGAGCUUUGUGUUCGUGAACGACUGGCGAAUGAAAAGCUCUCCAGAGCAGAGAGUUUACUGAAGAAUUUCAAUCGCCUACAGCAGCAGAGGGGCCUGGCACCUUUCCAUGCUAAAGACAUAGAUGCGGCAGAGAACAUCUCGCCUGGCAAGAAGAAGGUGCACUUUGCUGGUGAAAGUAAAGAGAACCACACGCCCGACAAUCGAAUGAGUGCUACGCCCCAUGAGCUGAUUUUGAGGAGGCUGCAGGCGGCCAAUCUGCGUGCCCAAACUCUGAGUGAUGUGGAAAAGAUCUGUCAGUUUAAAAGCAGACAGAUACUCGGAAUCCGCUGAUCAGUAGACGGCAAAAGGUUCUGAAAGGCUACAAGUCAUAACAACUGGAUGUAAAUGAAGAAAUAUCUAUAUAAUAUGUAGCUGCUUGAGUAGUGAAGCCAAAUGACUUAAGGUGCUGUAUAAUUGUGGCUGCAAGAUUUGAAAAAUAACUGAUGUGUGUGUGGAUAACUGUUUUUCUAGGCAGCUACUGUGAUUGUGCUGUAUACUCUUGAUGUAACUUGCAUAAAAAGGAAGAUCUUUGACUGAAAAAUCUGUUUAGAAAACCGUCUAUAAAGAACCACAGAACCUGUGACGGUAGAUAACGUUUAACUAUGCAAUGAGCAAUUGUGUUUUCUGGUUCAAAAACCCUGCUGGAAAGAAUAAAUCAGAUAUGAGCUCUGUUUCCAAAGACUAAAAGCUUCCACAAGAGGUCAGCAGUUUCUCAGCAAUUGUCAGCCAGAGGAAUUUCAACAGCCAACACAGCAAUGAGCUUUCUCACCUGAAAGUAAUCUGCUCUUGAUUAAUGGCAGAUUAUAAUUAAAAGGGACAUUGUUUUUUUUUAUAUCGUGAUUGGGUUAAAGUGGACCAUCAAGUCAAAACUGAUUACAUAAAAGGCCUAAAAGACGAUGUCAACAUAGCCUGUUUCCAAAAAAGAAAGCAACACUAAUUA